Hypoxylon trugodes is the source of this 1464-nucleotide messenger RNA. RefSeq lists its product as uncharacterized. NCBI's taxonomy places the organism in Eukaryota, Fungi, Ascomycota, Sordariomycetes, Xylariales, Hypoxylaceae. Bases 1 to 1464 code for a protein of 487 amino acids. The transcript has a single exon. The record is from RefSeq and is a predicted model, not a curated record.
AUGCCUUCAGCACAACCAACCUGCGCUGCUCGGAUCAUCCGAAACAAAUUCCUCCUAUCUGGAUGGGGGGCGACGCUGUCCACAGAGACAAACCAGCUUGUGCUUGAUCUUAGAGCUGAUGCAGCGGCAACAUACCAGCUACAAGUCUUAAGGGACCGUCCCAUCUCCUCAAUCAGCCUUCGGUCGGCACUUUUUUGGGAGCAUCAUCAUUUGGCUGAACAGCGAAUCAUUUCUACGCCCUCGAUCGACGAUGAACUCGAACUCGAGCUCUUCUCCGCAAGCGAAUCUUUCGAGACUGGCUACGAUAAGAUUAAAAAAGAAGUUUCCGCCAAUCACGAUCAGGUGACGAUGCAUUCUCUAUUUGGACCUAUCCGCGACCGGGAGUUUACUGUUUGGACAUUCCGGGUUAACGGUGUAUGGGUGACGGUAAUCCUACGCAUCGAGCCGAUGUUGUUUGCCCCUGCGGGCGAGCGCUUCUGCGACCGGACUGUAACUCGAUUUUACAUUGUCGAUUCUCUUCCAACAGAGCGUGAGUCACGAGCGAGGCUCCUUGAUUCCCGUCUCCCAGAUAUCCUAAAAGAGGGUGGCAUCGAUCUACAAAUUAAGCACACUCCGAUUUCUACGCCCAACGUCGACUACACCUGGGCAACCGGACAUGUCGCGUAUGCGUUCUCCAGAGAAUUUAUGCGUCGUUUGAAGAUCCUUCUUUUCAGAAGACAGCGUGGAGAAACUCCUAUGGAGUUCCUCUUUGAGCCUUUCGAGGAGCAUUUCGAUGUCGACUACUACCGAGAGCUUAUGAUUUCUGCUAGCGCUCACUACGCCAUCGAGAAGUCGAACUACCAAGUACGGCUAGCACUCGAGGUUCCAAGCGAGAAGUCCAAAUAUGACUCGAAGGCUCUCAAACGCGUGAAAAUCGACGCCGAAAAGGUCGAGGAUGAGGUGUACAUCAGGGACGCACAUAACAAUCGCCCUAUCGUUGUAUCUAUCCCUAAGGGUACGUUUAAGCCAUCUGAGGAUGACUUGCAGCAGCCGUCUGCGGUACCUGACUGCGACGAGGAAUUAGAUGAGGCUGACUAUGACGAUUCAGACUACGAGCCAGACGAAAACAAAUCCACCCCUCUGACACCAAUCCCUUCCCCGCCUGCGGCGGAACCCGUAGCACCUGGUGCACCAAUUAAACCAACCAACACUAUGGUUAAAACUGGACCAGUCACGCAGAUGCACGAUGCGGGAGAUACCGAAGCAUCAGUCUCAGAUACACCGACCCCCGUCAGCAAACAGGACCACGCCGUUCCUACUGACGCCAAGCAUGAAGAGGACGUCCACAAGAGCCCCAAAGAGACAAUCAAAUACGACGACGACGACAGUAAGUCGUCAACUAAGCGUCGCCUUAGUGAUUCCGACGCAGAGGAGUCAUCGUCAAAGCGGCAGCUGAAAGAAGUCGCGGGACAUGACGAUAUUUGA